AUGCAUGAAAGAGAAAUGAUGGAGACGGAACAAUUGCAACAAAAUGUCGAACAAUUCAAGGGUCAAGCACGGCUCCCAAAAUUCGCGAUCCCUCAUAACUAUAAUCUAUCUAUCAAUGUUGACUUAUCCAACUUUACUUUCUUGGGUGUGAUAGAGAUCACGAUAGAUAUUGUUUCCCCCACGAAAUACCUUGUACUUAAUGUUGCUGACCUUGUAGUUGAGCAAAGCUCUAUUUGGUUCAGUGGUGCUCUUCUUGGAGGUAGCGGAGAGGAGCUAAAGCAUCCCUCGAGUAUUGUGGAGGUCAAAGAUGACGAGAUCCUAAUUCUAGGGUUCGAUGGCAUUCUUCCAAUUGGGAAAGGCAUUCUAAGCAUUAAAUAUAGUGGUAUCAUAAAUGAUGGAUCGAGGGGGUUUUAUAGAAGCACCUAUGAGCAAUAUGGAGAAACACAAAUUAUGGCUUUGACCCAAUUCGAGCCAACAGAUGCUAGACGUUGUUUUCCAUGUUGGGAUGAACCAGCAUUCAAGGCUACAUUCACAAUAAAGUUGGAAGUUCCAUCCAAGUUGGUUGCACUAUCAAACAUGCCUGUGAUAAGUGAAAAUGAUAAUGGUAUUGUCAAGACAAUUUAUUUUCAAGAGUCUCCAAUUAUGUCCACCUACUUGGUUGCUUUUGUUGUCGGUUCAUUGGACUACAUAGAGACAUAUUCAUCUGAUGGACUAAAAAUCCGUGUUUAUACACGGAUUGGUAAAAGCAAUCAGGGAAAAUUUGCUUUAGAUCUUACUACGAAGACAUUGGAUUUUUUGAAAGGAUAUUUCUCUAUUCCUUAUGGCCUUCCCAAGUUGGAUUUGGUGGCUGUUCCUUACUUUCAAGAGCAAGGGAUGGAGAAUUAUGGAUUGCCAAUAUUCAGUGAGGACUAUUUAUUCUACGAUGAAUUGAGCUCAUCUGUCAAAGUUAAACAACAGGUGGCGGAAAUAGUAGCACAUGAGUUAGCCCAUCAAUGGUUUGGGAAUCGGGUGACAAUGGAAUGGUGGACAGAUCUAUGGCUAAAUGAAGGGUUUGCCGAUUGGAUGAGUUAUUUAGUAAUAGAUGAUGUGUUUCCUGAAUGGGAAAAGUGGAGUCAACUUCUUGACGAUACUACUACAACUCUAGAAUUAGAUGCAUUAUCUGAUUCUCAUCCUAUUGAGGUACUGAAUAUCACAUCUAGCAUUGAAGCAUUGGAAAUGUUUGAUUCAAUAACCUACCAGAAGGGAGCCUUGGUUAUUCGAAUGCUUCAAAGUUACCUUGGAGAUGAAUCUUUUCAGAAAUCACUAGCUGCAUAUAUUAAAAGAUAUUCAUACCUCAAUGCAAAAACUGAAGACCUUUGGAAUGUUAUUCAAGAGGAAAUUAAUGAACCUAUUGGCGAUAUGAUGUCUUCUUGGACAAAGCAAGAAGGAUAUCCUGUCAUAAAUGUGAUGCUUACAGGAAAUGUCUUAGAAAUUAAUCAGUCUCGAUUUUUACUGGAUGGAUCUUUCGAUGACAGUCAAUGGAUAAUUCCUAUUACAUUAUCCCAUGGUUCAUAUGACACCACUAAAACUUUUUUAUUAAACUCAAAGUCUGCAAAGUUGAAUUUGAUUGAUCAAGACAACCAAGGGAAUUCUCAAAAUGCUUGGAUCAAAUUGAAUAUCAAGCAAGGAGGAUUGUACAAAGUGCAUUAUGAUAAUGAACUUGUAACCAGGCUAAGAAAUGCAAUAGAGGCGAAUCAAUUAAACCAAAUGGAUAGAUAUGGAGUUUUGGAGGAUUAUUUUUUGUUUUGCAAAGCUAGUAGGGAAACAUUAUCAUCUUUCUUGUUAUUAUUAAAUGCUUAUCGAGAAGAGGCUAAUCAACUCAUUCUAAACCGUAUUAUCACAAUUGGUCUAACUAUCGUAGACUUAAUAGCUGAUGCUAAACCUGAACUUUCAAAUGAUGUUAAAUUACUCUUUAUUAAUCUUCUCCAAUCGCAUGCAGAGUAA
Zingiber officinale is the source of this 1983-nucleotide messenger RNA. Its product is annotated as aminopeptidase M1-B-like. The transcript has 13 exons. Gene Ontology annotation, molecular function: peptide binding; zinc ion binding; metalloaminopeptidase activity. Gene Ontology annotation, biological process: proteolysis; peptide catabolic process. Lineage: Eukaryota; Viridiplantae; Streptophyta; Magnoliopsida; Zingiberales; Zingiberaceae. The record is from RefSeq and is a predicted model, not a curated record. Gene Ontology annotation, cellular component: cytoplasm. The coding region runs from base 1 to 1983 and encodes 660 amino acids.